Molecule: messenger RNA, 656 nt
Organism: Camelina sativa (false flax)
Lineage: Eukaryota; Viridiplantae; Streptophyta; Magnoliopsida; Brassicales; Brassicaceae
Product: large ribosomal subunit protein uL14x/uL14z/uL14y
Biological process (GO): translation
Cellular component (GO): ribosome; cytosolic large ribosomal subunit
Molecular function (GO): large ribosomal subunit rRNA binding; structural constituent of ribosome
Source: RefSeq, a predicted model, not a curated record
CUUAAGCCGAGUGAAACCCUAGAAGUAUAUGCGUCACUAUAAAUUACACCGGAAACCCUAAAACCAUAACUCCAGAUAUCUCUUCAAGACGUCAACAAUGUCGAAGCGAGGGCGUGGAGGUACCUCUGGUAACAAAUUCAGGAUGUCACUCGGUCUUCCAGUGGCGGCGACGGUUAACUGCGCCGACAACACCGGUGCUAAGAACCUGUACAUCAUUUCCGUGAAGGGUAUCAAAGGUCGUCUCAACCGUUUGCCUUCUGCUUGUGUGGGUGACAUGGUGAUGGCCACCGUCAAAAAGGGUAAGCCCGAUCUCCGUAAAAAGGUGCUUCCUGCCGUGAUUGUUAGGCAACGCAAACCAUGGCGCCGAAAGGAUGGUGUUUUCAUGUACUUCGAAGAUAAUGCUGGAGUCAUCGUCAACCCCAAGGGAGAAAUGAAAGGGUCUGCAAUCACUGGUCCUAUCGGGAAAGAGUGUGCUGAUCUCUGGCCAAGGAUCGCUAGUGCUGCCAAUGCCAUUGUCUGAAGAUUAGAUCAGUCAGUUGCUUGCAUUUGAUGAUCUGUCUAAAUACAAAUUUGAGAAUUUUGGUAGCAAUAUAUUUUUAUUUCCUGACGAUAUGUAUUGACUUUGAAAUGUUUGGUUAUUUAGACAUUUUUCCUCA